Messenger RNA from Physeter macrocephalus (sperm whale), 3007 nucleotides. It is a transcript of the gene FCMR, whose product is annotated as Fc mu receptor. Gene Ontology annotation, cellular component: plasma membrane. NCBI's taxonomy places the organism in Eukaryota, Metazoa, Chordata, Mammalia, Artiodactyla, Physeteridae. The record is from RefSeq and is a predicted model, not a curated record. The transcript has 9 exons. The coding region runs from base 1 to 1416 and encodes 471 amino acids. Gene Ontology annotation, molecular function: transmembrane signaling receptor activity.
AUGGACCUCUGGCUUUGGUCACUUUACUUCCUUCCAGAAUCUUUUUUUUUUUUUUUUUUUAAUUUACUUUUGGCUGCGUUGGGUCUUCGUUGCUGUGCGUGGGCUUUCUCUAGUUGCGUAGCUGGAGCCCUGAAGGUCCUUCCAGAAGUAAAGGUGGAGGGAAUGCUGGGAGGAUCCGUCGUCAUCGAGUGCCCGCUUCCUGAAAUGCACAUGAGGAUAUAUCUGUGCCGGACAAUUGUUGCGUCUAGAGGAUGCGCUACCGUGGUGUCCAACAGGAACUUCGUCAAGAAGGAAUUCAAGCAUCGAGUCACCCUGGAGCUGUGUCCAGACAGGAAUCUGUUCCUGGUGGAGAUGACAGAGCUGGUCAAGAGUGACAGCGGGGUCUAUGCCUGUGGGGCGGGCAUGGACACAGACCGGGGCAAGACCCAGCAGGUCACCCUGUCUGUUCACAGUGGCCUCAGUCUCGUCCUAGAGACCACCAAUGGACUCCUCUUGCCUCCGGUAGAUUACGAUUACGGCCCUUUCUGGGAAGAAGAGCCAGUGCCUGAGCCUCCAGCAUGGUUUAAUAGAUUUCUCCAAAUGCAUAUGCCUCCUUGGUUCCAGAUGCCUGAACAUGCCAGUUCUUUGGAUUUCAUAUCCAAAGUAACCACACCAGCUCAAAGGACCGAGGCCCCUCCAGCACACCACGCCUCCCCCACCACCUCAAUCACCCACCGCCCUCGAGUUUACAGGGCAUCUUCAGUAGCAACUGCCCAGCCCACCACCCUCCUGCCAUCUGCCACAGCCUCAAAAACCUCAGCACGGGAGGAACUGCUCAGGCUCCAGACGGCCAGCUACAACCACCACACCAGGCUUCACAGGCAGAGAGCACUCAACCACGGCCCAGGCCCGGUGUCUGGGAUGGAAGAUCAAGGCUUCUACAUCCUGACCCCCACCAUCCUGGGUCUCAUCCUGCUGGCACUUCUGGGGCUGGUGGCGAAGAGGGUCAUUCAAAGGAGGAAAGCUCUCUCCAGACGGGUCCGCCGACUGGCCGUGAGGAUGCGCACCCUGGAGGCCUCACAGCGGCCCCUGUCACAGCGGCCACGCGUGUCGCAGCGGCCACGCGUGUCGCAGCGGCCACGCACCCAAAACAACGUCUACAGCGCCUGCCCUCGGCGCCCUCGGGGGGUGGACGCUGCUGGCGAAGGGGCGGCACCUCUCCCAGUCCCCGGAGCAUCGGCGCCCACAGCCCCGCCGCAGGUGUCGGAAACUCCCUGGCUCCAUGCCCCAUCUGUGAAGAUCAGCUGUGAAUAUGUGAGCUUCUACCACCAGCCUGCUGCCAAGAUGGAGGACACGGAUUCCGAUGACUACGUCAAUAUUCCCUGCCUGACUCAGCUCUCCAGCUGUCCCCCUGGGCCCAGACCUUGGUGCCAAUGAGUCUUGUCUGUAUGCUGGUUUCCAACACCCGCUCCAUCCGUUUUCAGAACCCUCGUUACUCCCACGUCCCACCUCGAGUCUCAUCCCUGUCUGUUUGCCCUGAGCACUGCUCAGUCCCCCCUCCCCCAGCUCUUCCUGGACACUUCUGCAGCCCCGUGUGCUUUUCAGGUGGCCUCUGGGAAUGCAGAGCAUUUGUCCUGAUGCCACUUGCUUCCUUUUCAAGCCAUGCAACAGGCUAUGGGAUUUGCAGAGUGUCUUUGAUCACACGGUCUUUGCUGCCCUGGCUCUAGACCACAUGGCCUUGGACUGGAGCCUAGGCAUAGCUUUUGCUUUGAAAGCCCUUCUUGGUCUUGGGUUUCCCACCAGUAGAAGGUGCCUGAACUUCUUUGUGAGGACAUGCUUCAGCCCUGAGCUAGGAAGGGACCUUGUUAUGAAACACCCCUUACAACCUCUUUGCCCUGAUCUUAGGGCCGGCAUUUGCUAGUGAUCUUCUAUUUGUCUGGAGUCCUAUGGUGAGGGCAAUUUAUUUUGAUGUGACGAAGGGUUGUAAAUUUUCAGAACCAUGCUUGUUAGUGCUAGUGAUAUAUGUGGAUACCCUCUUUACUCUAAGUCUUUCUCCCUUGAUGCACCUAAGUACCCUGACUCCAGCAUUCCCCCUCUUUCAGAAAUAGAAUAGUUUUUGUCAUCUAUUUAUCCUUCUUCCAUGCACUGAAAUGUGUGCAUUUAUCUUAGCCUUGGUCUGUUGGAGCUAUCCAAAGCCAUUACAUCUCUCUGCUUUCAGAAAUGCACCUCCUCUCUUUGCCAGGUAGCUUAUAGCCAGGUGAGGAAGAACAAGGAUAUAGGAUCCCUGGAAGGCCAGUUGUUCGUCAAGAGCACUCACGUCAUGGAAGAAGAGACGCCCCACCUCCUACAUAUAUUCAUCCUCUCGAGUGUUCUGAAGAAGGGCACAGUUAGGCAGACAUCAUAUCUUUGGAUUGCACUCAACUACAAAGUUCAGUCAGAGCCUGAGACUAGAGAAUGUCCAGUCUUGCUUUUAGGAAGAAGGCCUUUCCCAGACACACAACUCAGCUUCUCUGGGCACUGGUCCAGUGAUAGAAAGGAAAGGUUCCCGAGGUGCCUGCUUUUUAUGAGCAGGGAAUGUCAUCACAGACGGGAUAACACAUAACCCUAACCCUAACCUAACCCUAAAUUAUAUUCGCACCACCAUCAUACCUGUCAUCCAGGAAUGAUGACACCAUCCACGAGGUCAGCUUGACACUGGCACCCUCCCAAGUGGCAGAUAAGGGAAGAGUGAGUAGGAUAAGAAAGAGAGCAUCCAAGGGGCAGGGAUGGUGGGAGUGAGGUGGGGAGUGUGGGCAAGAAAUGCAGUGUUUAGGGAGAGUCUGCUUUGUUCUGGGCACCCCCCUGCAUUAUAUCUUUUAUCAUUUAUAUUUCAAACCAGUGCCCUCACUCUCAUCCCAGUGCUCUGCAGAGGACCCCUGCAGGCGUCAUGACAGUGUGAUUUCCAUGCCCUCAAGUUCAACUUCACAUCCCAGCAUCCCUCUUUGUUCCUCAACAAUUCAAAGACAGGUUAAAAACAAUCCAAUUAAGC